AUGUCUAACCUUCCCGUCGAGCCCGAAUUCCAGCAGGCCUACAAUGAGCUUGCCUCCACCCUCGAGAACUCCACUCUCUUCCAGAAGAACCCUGAGUACCGCAAGGCCCUCAAGGUUGUCUCCAUCCCCGAGCGCGUGGUUCAGUUCCGCGUGGUCUGGGAGGAUGACAAGGGCGAGCUCCAGGUGAACCGUGGUUUCCGUGUUCAGUUCAACUCCGCCCUCGGCCCUUACAAGGGUGGUCUCCGCUUCCACCCCUCCGUCAACCUGUCCAUCCUCAAGUUCUUGGGUUUCGAGCAGAUCUUCAAGAAUGCCCUGACUGGCCUGAACAUGGGCGGUGGCAAGGGUGGUGCUGACUUCGACCCCAAGGGCAAGUCUGACAACGAGAUUCGUCGUUUCUGCGUUGCCUUCAUGACUGAGCUCUGCAAGCACAUCGGUGCUGACACCGAUGUCCCCGCUGGUGACAUUGGUGUCACUGGCCGUGAGAUCGGCUUCAUGUUCGGCCAGUACAAGAAGAUCCGCAACGAGUUCGUUGGUGUCCUGACCGGCAAGGGCCUCAGCUGGGGUGGUAGCUUGAUCCGCCCCGAGGCCACCGGUUACGGUCUUGUCUACUACGUCGAGCACAUGAUCAAGUACGCCACUGAGGGCAAGGAGUCCUUCGCCGGCAAGCGGGUUGCCGUCUCCGGCUCCGGUAACGUGGCCCAGUACGCCGCUCUUAAGGUUCUCGAGCUGGGCGGCAGCGUCGUCUCUCUGUCCGACUCCCAGGGCUCGCUCGUCGUCAACGGCGAGGGCAGCUUCAACGCCGAGGAGAUCGCCAUCAUCGCUCAGGUCAAGGUCGACCGCAAGCAGCUGUCCGAGAUUGCCUCUACUGAGGCUUUCAGCCAGAAGUUCAAGUACAUCCCUGGCGCCCGCCCCUGGACCCACGUCGGCAAGGUCGAUGUCGCCCUCCCCUCCGCUACCCAGAACGAGGUUUCCGGCGAGGAGGCCGAGGCCCUGAUUGCCGCUGGCUGCAAGUUCAUCGCCGAGGGUUCCAACAUGGGCUGCACCCAGGCCGCCAUCGACACCUUCGAGGCUCACCGUGAGACCAACGCUGGUGCCGCUGCCAUCUGGUACGCCCCCGGCAAGGCCGCCAACGCCGGUGGUGUCGCCGUUUCCGGUCUCGAGAUGGCCCAGAACUCGGCCCGCCUCAGCUGGACCACUGAGGAGGUCGACGCCCGCCUCAAGGGCAUCAUGGAGGACUGCUUCCAGAACGGCCUGCAGACCGCCAAGGAGUACGUCACUCCCGCUGCUGGCUCUCUUCCCUCCCUGGUGGCUGGUAGCAACAUUGCUGGUUUCAAGAAGGUUGUUGCCGCCAUGAAGGAGCAGGGUGACUGGUUCUAA
This is a messenger RNA of Penicilliopsis zonata CBS 506.65, 1377 nucleotides long. RefSeq lists its product as hypothetical. Gene Ontology annotation, cellular component: cytosol. Gene Ontology annotation, molecular function: L-glutamate dehydrogenase (NADP+) activity. Bases 1 to 1377 code for a protein of 458 amino acids. The record is from RefSeq and is a predicted model, not a curated record. The transcript is spliced from 4 exons. NCBI's taxonomy places the organism in Eukaryota, Fungi, Ascomycota, Eurotiomycetes, Eurotiales, Aspergillaceae.